Molecule: messenger RNA, 1121 nt
Organism: Physella acuta
Lineage: Eukaryota; Metazoa; Mollusca; Gastropoda; Physidae
Product: putative ferric-chelate reductase 1
Cellular component (GO): membrane
Source: RefSeq, a predicted model, not a curated record
AAAAAAAGUUAUGGCUGUUCUCCUAACCUUGGCUGUGCUGAUAGCUACUGCCGCCGCCUACCCGUCUGGGGCGCCAGAUGAUGCCUGCUCCACGCUAGACCCAGUCUCACACGGCCCAUCAACCGCCACAGGCAACGCCCCCUAUGCGCUCACAUUUUCGUCAUCAACAUACCAACCCAAUCAAGUCAUUACAGUCCAGUUGCAAGGUUCAAAGUUCAAAGGUUUCCUGAUUGUCGGUAGGAAGUCAGAUGGCAGCUCAACAGAUCCUAUAGGCUACUUCAUUAACCCAACCUCCGACAGCCAACUCAUUUGUCUAAACAGCACGACCGGCAAUGGAAUCACCCACACAGACAACUCGGUCAAGGCCGGCUUAACGUUUUCUUGGAAGGCUCCAAGCUCUUCAGUUGGUGACGUCGUUUUUCACUACACGAUAGUCAGGGGUGGAGCACCCAGUAAAGACAUGAACCCCGCAGACUACUAUAAAGACGAGCAGUCAGCUGCCAUCAAGCCUGCUAGCACAAUUCUUCUAUACAAGUUGCAGAAAGCAAGUCGUGUUUCAAAGAUGCACAAACCACGAUACAACAAAGCUGACUUCAUGAUACAACCAAAUCAAGUUCGCAAAUCGUCAUUGCCUUCCAUCAAAAUACAGUAACUUAUUAUUUUCUGAGGAAAAAUGGCAAACUAAAAUCAAGUUUUUCACUGCGUAAAUAAACUACGAUGUCUUCAGUCAGAUUUUAUUUAAAAACAAAACGAUACCAUACUAAUCACCUAUCCAUCUCUUGUGGAAAACAUUAACUAAUUACAGUGGUGGACUCGACUCAUAUAAAUAGUAGUAUACAUUUUUCAGUAUAAUGAAGACACGAUCAGCUAAUAAUGUAAACAAACAAGAACGCCAGUUUAAAAUCAAUGCUUGUCUUUAUUUAAACACUUAAUAGACUUGACAGUUAUCUAGGAAUCAAGGAAGAUGAACUUCACAAUCAACAUAAUCUUCUGUAACCUCUAGGCUAUGAACAAACAGCUGGGUUAAGCUGUGCUCGUGUACUAAAUGUAGACCUUGAUUUGUUUAGUCUUUAUAACAUUUUGUACAAUUGCAUUCAAUAAACAUGAUGUAGUUAAUUUAA